Messenger RNA from Penicillium waksmanii, 975 nucleotides. RefSeq names its product alpha/beta hydrolase family protein. The record is from RefSeq and is a predicted model, not a curated record. The transcript has a single exon. Bases 1 to 975 code for a protein of 324 amino acids. NCBI's taxonomy places the organism in Eukaryota, Fungi, Ascomycota, Eurotiomycetes, Eurotiales, Aspergillaceae.
AUGAUCGAACCACCCUCAAACCAAGAAACAACCCCACUCGAAACCAUUCGCGAGUCCGACACUCCUGAAACAACACCAGACUGGCUGACACGACGUCUCGCAAAAACCCUCGAUAGCCAACUCUUCGUCGGUAAUGCAGGAGCCUUAAAGUACGACUAUCUCGGACGGAAUGGCGACGAACUAGACGGCAACCAUUACACCAUAACAUCUGCAGUCGGAAGCAAAGUCGGAAUUCACGAAUAUCCAACUCAAGCCGUAUCGUCAGAUCAGGACUCGGACCCAGACCUCGUCCUCCUCUUCUUCCACGGCAACCUCCGACCUACACGAUAUCUCUCCAAAGAAAUCUUCCAACCCCUCGUCGAGAACGGGAUAACAGUUAUCGGUCGUGAUUUCGUCGGCUACGACGCAAGCUCAUUCGUACCAAAUGUCGACGGCGCAAUGGAAAUUGCCGCCAUAGCAAACGACGAAGCUGUCAUCAACUGGACGCUCGAGAAGUAUCCGAAAGCCCGCAUCGUCAUCUGCGGUCGUUCAAUGGGUGCACUGUGCCUAGCUGGUCAUUUAGCUCGGCCCAGAGUGAUAGGGGCUAUUGGCAUCGUGCCAGUCACGAGCUUGGAUUCUCUAGUAGAUGGUUUGGUGGCGUGGAUUCCGUGGCCUCUGAGUGAUUUGGUUUGUCGUCUUGGUUAUCCCGAUGCCAUUGCGCAUGAGGCGUUCCCUCCGGGAUUUCGGUCGAAGGCUGAGCCGAGUAUUGUUACGAGUGGGUUUGCGUCGAAGUUUACGGAUGAUAUACGCGGUAAAUUGGUUUUUCUUUUCCCGGCGGAGGUGGAUGAGUUUGUUCCUAGUGGUCGGAUUGAAGUUCUUCAGCGGGAGAUGGAAGAGAAGGGGUGUAUUGUUAAUGUUGAUUGGUUGAAGGGGGGUCAUCAUGUUUUACCGACAUCUGAUCAGCUAAUGCGGGCUUUGGAAGAGCUGAGAUACUAG